Porites lobata is the source of this 1100-nucleotide messenger RNA. Lineage: Eukaryota; Metazoa; Cnidaria; Anthozoa; Scleractinia; Poritidae. The record is from the annotation of a GenBank genome assembly.
UUCAGACACGGACGCUCUGUUAGUUUUGAUUGUUUUAGUGGAUAUCAAAGAAUCGGCGCUGCUUCCAUCACGUGCAACGAUGGUAAAUGGGAUAAUCGAGUUCCACUGUGUAAAGGUAAAAAAAAAAAAGGUGAUGGCGCAUAAGAGCCAAAGGCCCAAACGGCCGGAGCUUAUACCAGUUUUAUUAGCAUGAAGCACCUAGUAGUAUUGCUACUCCCCCCCUGGACGGGAUACUAGUCCAUCGCAGGGUUACCAACAGCGGUAUGCUGCCGGUACCCAUUUAUACACUUGGGAGACAAAGAGAGACAAAGAAACAAAGAGGAAAACCCGAAAAUUCCGGGAAGAACUCAAAUGGAACGCUUCCCAGUGGAAAUUUUCCGGAAAAAAAGUAAUACCUUUUGAGGUAUUACCUUUUUCCCGUUUUUACCGAAGCGACCGACAUUUUCUAUACCACUUGCUUGGAUUACCAGUGCCAGGCUUCAAGUCGAGAGAAAGCGAAAAAUUUACUGGUGUUUCAUAAAUUGUACAACCCAAUCCCGUUCCUGUUUUCGGUGCGAAAAAAAAAUACCAGUACCAUUUGACGGAAAUUUUUCGGCGAAAAAUUUCCGUACAAAUGGUAAGCGCUCAAAGUGGAGUAAACUUCCUUGUCUAAGGAAACAACGUAAAGGGCGGUGCUUGAACCCCGGACCUCCCAUCCGGAACUGGCAUGAGGUGUUAACCACUUAGCCACACAAGCCUCCACUGUGCACUGUGUAAAGGUUACAGAAAUAGUCCUUACUUUAUUUUAUACUGACUAAGAGAAGGCUGAAUGAAGAUAGGCAGAUGAAACAAUAAGUAAAUUAAGGUAUUAUUUUGUUUAAAGGUGUAAGGCAAUCAAUCCUUGGGAAAGUUCACAAGAAAAAAUACACUUCAUUUGAAACGUUGCCUUUGCAGGUGUUUGUGGAAGGCCACGUACUUCACUCAGGGUAAGAUUGCACGGAAACAGUUACCUCGAUGGAGACAAGGUUACAUUUUCUUGCAAUGGAAAUCACGAUUUGUUUGGGAAAGCCGAACUAAGUUGUGUUGGCCGAGCAUGGGAUUCCACCGUACCAGAGUGUAAA